Molecule: messenger RNA, 1796 nt
Organism: Seriola dumerili (greater amberjack)
Lineage: Eukaryota; Metazoa; Chordata; Actinopteri; Carangiformes; Carangidae
Gene: hemk1
Product: HemK methyltransferase family member 1
Exons: 11
Coding region: 218-1270 (350 amino acids)
Biological process (GO): protein methylation
Cellular component (GO): mitochondrion
Molecular function (GO): protein methyltransferase activity; nucleic acid binding
Source: RefSeq, a predicted model, not a curated record
GAGACGUUUCGUAUCGCAUAGCUGCGCCAUGUGUAGGAAAAACUAAUAACCUCAUCAACCAGCGUGUCGUCAGACUAAAAUGUUUAAUUUCAUGUAGGUCGAUAAGUAAUCUAGAAAGUGUACAUACAGGACGACAGAAUACUUAAAGGAUACAUCGAGUACAACGAGCACUUUCCUGUAAAACAAUGGGAAGACAGGUUGUCUGUUUACUUUAACCAUGUGGACAAGGUCAGUGAGUGCAGGUUACAGAUGCUUUGGGUGCAGGAGUGUUGGACCAAAGGGAAUCUGGGGCUCCCAUGCAGUACGUGCAUGCAGCGCUCCUGUCCUACCUGCAGGCAGGAUCACAGCACUUCAGGCCAUGGACUUAUGGAGGAGAUACUUUGAGGAGAGAGGUGUGACAGAGCCUGACCAUUCAAGCCGUCACAUUAUUGCUCAUUUGCUCGGGGCUAAAACUAUAGAAAGUCUUGAACACGGCAAGUUGACAGAGUUUCUCAGCCGAGAAAAAACAGAGCAGAUGUGGAAGCUGUGCACUAGACGUCUCUCCAGAAUGCCUGUGCAAUACGUGAUUGAGGAGUGGGACUUCAGAGAUUUGACACUGAAGAUGAGACCUCCAGUGUUCAUACCAAGACCUGAAACAGAGGUGUUGGUCGAGCUCGUGCUCACUGAUCUGGAGAUGAAGCCUGGGACUGGAGUGGGUGCAGACACUCGGCAUACGUCUUUAGAAGUGGGAUGCGGCUCUGGUGCUAUUUCUCUCAGUCUGCUGAAGAGUUUGCCUCAGCUUACAGCCAUUGCCUUGGAUCAAAGCCAGGAUGCGGUGGAUUUAACAAGGGAGAAUGCGUUAAGGUUGGGGCUUCAGGACAGAUUACUCAUUUAUCAUAUAGAUGUCAUGAAAGAUGUGGAAAGUGUGUUGAGCCUCUGUAGCCCUGUUUCAGCUUUGGUCAGUAAUCCACCGUACUUGUUCUCAGAGGAUAUGGCGUCGUUGGAACCAGAAAUAUUUAGGUUUGAAGACCACUCUGCUUUAGAUGGAGGUGAAGAUGGCCUAAAAGUGAUCAAACAGAUUUUGACUCUGGCAACAAAGAUUCUGUCAGAUCAUGGUCGUCUUUACUUAGAGGUGGACCCCAGACACCCCCCGCUCAUUCGGCGGUGGGUGGAGGCGAAUGUGGAAAAGCUGCAUUAUGUGGAGACACGGCACGACAUCACCGGCAGGCCCCGAUUCUGCAUCCUUCAGAAAAGAGAAGUCAAACAAGGACCUGAACUGGAUCUGGAUUGAGAAACUGAGAUCCUAUUACGCUGGCUUUAGCCCAGGUUGCCACAGCCUCAGCUCCCCUACCCCCACUGAGCCACCGAGCACGCGCCUGCACGGAUUUGAUCAUUUAAAAUUCACAGUUUGCAGAGGCUUAAACCACUUUUUAUGUCACUGUUGCACUUUCAGUCUGGUAACAUUUGUGAUCACAUCGUGUGCCACAAUAAAAAAUGUGUGCGAGAUGGCACAAAAGCAGGCUCAAAGCUGAAGGUAAUUACCGAGGCUUUUCUUAGAACCCUCCCUCUCAGAAUCGCACCCUCCUCCCAGGAAGCAUUCAGUAGUUCUGUGAAUCUGCUGAUGAACGGUCCUCCCCUUUGCUUGGCCACUCGCUGACUCAGAUGCAGGCUGUAUGCAUUGUUGAGCAAAAACACACGCACAAUGUGGCUUUUACUUCCUCACACAAUCAGUGUGUCUCACACACUUAAAGCUCAAAGGCCACAAAGUCUUUGUGUUUCAAAGGUGAUCGAAGGCAAAAAUAUUUCCUAACAAGUGU